UAUAAAAUGGAAGUGUGAAAAUGAGCCAAAUGUAUAAAAAAAAAAAAAAAAAUGAGAAGAAAUUAAGAGAAAAAAAAUUUUUUUUCAAAAUUUCCUAGUUUUAUUUUUGAGUGUCUAAAUAAACAAGAAUUGAAAAUCAAAGAAGAAAAAGGAAAUAAAAAAUUGAAAUUAUAAUUAAAUUUUUUUUUUAAUUGUUAAUUAGCUGCAACAAUAGAGCAAAAAAAAAAGUUAACAAAUAUUUUUAAAAAAAAAAGCAAGCAAAGCAAAAACAAAAAAAUUACAAUUUUAAGAAAAAGACAUCUUGAGACAUGACAGAUUUAGGAAUUUUAUUGGAAUCUAUGUCAUCUGUUUUUAACAAAUCAGCACCGGAUAAUUCAGUUUUAGAUUUAAAUGAAGAUAAGACCCUAAAGUGGAGAACUUUGCAAAAUAAUCAAAACGCUUGUCGAAAGAAAGUUGACGGACAAACAACAAAUUGUAAUAAUAAUAUAACAUCAUCAACAUCAUCAUCAUCAUCAUCAUCAUCAAUAUCGUCAUCAACAUUGUCAACAACAAUAAAUGUUAAUAAUAAUAAUAAUAAUAAUAUUUCAAUAUUAAAUUCAACAAACGGUGUUAAUAAUAGUAAUACUAUUAAUAAUAAUAAUUGUAAUAAUAGUAUUAAUAGUAUUAAUAAUAGUAUUACUAAUAAAAUAACAACAAUUGCUACAACAACAACAACAACAACAACAACUAAAACAACAUCAAAUAAAAUAUGUAAUUUAAAUAAAGAAGAUGCAAAUAUUGAUGCAAAUAAUUCUUUACAAUUAAAUAUUAAUGAAAAUAAUAAAAUCAAUAAUAAUAAUAAUUGUAAUAAUACAAAUCAUAAUAAUAUGAAAUCAGAUCAAUUAAAAAAAUCUCAAGAAAAUAAUAAAAUUGAAAAUAAUAUUAGUAAUAGUAAUAAUUUAAUAGAUAAAAUUGGUAAAAAUAUAAACAACGAUAUAAAUAAUUUAAAUAAUAAUAAAAAUAAUUUAGAAAAUUCGGAUAAUAAUAAUAAAAAUAUAAAUGAUAUUGAAAAAGGAAAAAUUGAAAUAAAAAAAGAAAAUUUAAUAGAUGAAAUAAAUACAAAAAAAUUAAGUGGUACGUCGUCGUCAUCUUCGUUGCCGUCAUCAUUGACAUCGUCAUCAUCUGUUAAUACGACAAAUUCAUUAAUUCCUGCAACUAAUAAUAAUUUAUCGAGUACAACAACAACAACGGCAACAGCAACAGCAACGUCAACAACAGCUACAGCAACAACAACAACAGCGACAAUAUUAACAACUGGAACUAAAAGAACAAGGUCUUCUGAACCAUCACCAUCUGAACGUUGUUUAAGGCGUUCAAGGCCAAAUGAAACAUCAUCAUCAACAUUAGCAACAACAGUAACAACAACAGCAACAACAACAGCAACAUCAACAAAUGAAACAUCAAAUGAUUUAAAAAUUACAUCAAAUGCAAUAACUAAUAGUAGUAAUCAAUCACAACAACAACAGCAGCAACAACAACAACAACCACGUAGACGUGGUAGAUCUAAAAAAAUUCCAAUUACAAAUACAAUUGAAGAUACAACUGAAUCAAUAAAUAAGAAAAAUAAUGAUAAUGCAAGUAAUAAUAAUAAUAGUAAUGAUGGUCCAACAAGCGGUCCAAAAAAAUUACGUAGAAAUUAUAUAACUGGUAAUAAAAAUGAAAUAAAUUCAUCAACAACAACAACAACAAAUGAAACUAAAAAUGCCUUAACGGAAACAACAACAUCAGUAACAUUAACAAGUUCAAGUAUAACAACAACAACAACAACAACAACAUCAGCAGCAACAACAGGAUCUACUGAAAAUAAUGAUGUUAAAAAAUUAGAUUUAGAUAUAAAAAAUCCAGAUAUUAUUCAAAAUAUUAAUAAUAGUAGUAAUAAUGUUAAGCAACAACAAUUACAACAACCAAAACAUAAAACUAGACGUAGCACUAGAUUGGAAGUUAAAUUGGAUAAUAAUGAAGAAGUUAAUAAUGAUACAAAAGAAGCUGAUUCUGCAAUUGGAACUGAAAUUAAAGAAGAAAUUCCAACACCAACUGAAGAAAAAUCAUUCAAUUUAGUUGAAAAAGUAGAGAAGAAUGCAAGUACACAGCCACCGGUGGUAGCCGAAAAAUCACCACCUAAAAAACGUGGUCGACGAGCAAAAGUACAACCGCCACAACCAUCACCAAAUGUUACAGAGAUAAAUUCACCACCACAUACUUCACCAGAAUCAACAUGUACCGAAAUAGUUACAACUUCGGCAACAACUGUUCCUGUAACAAUAAAUCCAACAUCAGUACAAACAACUACAACAAUCACAUCAUUAUCAAAAAAUAUAACAACAAAACAAGGAACCAAAGAAAAUAAUAAUACCAGUAUUCCAUCAUUAAAAUCACAACGUCCUCUUAGACGUAUAAAACCAACACCGAAAAUUCUUGAAAACGAUGAAUUAAGAUAUGAAUUUGAAGCAAAAAAUAUUGCAAGAAUUACAGCAUGUACUGAAAUGCAAUCAAAUGAACUCGAAUCAAUUAAACAAUCAAACAAUAAUAAUAAUAAUAAUGGUAAUAACAAUAGCAACAUUAAAAAAGAUAAAGAAACAACUAAUUUAACACAUAGUACAUCAAUAAUAACAUCAUCAACAGUUACAAGUUCAAAUGAAAAAUCUACAAAUUCAUCUGUUUGUAGUGAAAGGAGUUCAUUAAACACAGCCAUUGCAAAUGAUGUUAAGAAAAAAUUAUUUUCAAAAAAGAAUGGCAAUACACUGCAAGCUCGAACAAUUGUAUACCCUCCAAGACCAGAAAAGAAACCUUGUCCAGAUCCGGAAACUUUCUUAAAUGAAAUAAAAGCAGCUAAAUUAAAUUUAAAUCGUUCACCUGAAGAUAAAAAAUUAAAUCGAAAACAGCAACGUCGUUUACUAAAACAGAAAACAAAACAUUUCGAGAAAUUGGGUUUACGUAGAAAUACAAAAGAUGAACUUACGGAAUCAGAUAUAUCUUCGGGUGAAGAUGAAUUUGUUCCAGCAAAUUCUAAGAAAAUCAAUGUUGGAAAAACAAGUGUUACUUUACGUAUUCGAGCAACUAGUAGUAGAGAAAACAAUAAAGAUGCAAGUUCUGCUGCUGCCUCUUCUAAUAAAACAGCUCCUAAUAUAACAAAUAAUAGUAACAGUAAUAAUAAGACUAAUGAUCAGACUAAUUUGGUUAAACAACAACAAGUUCAACUAUCACAACCGCAACUUCUACAACAACAACAGCAGCAACAACAACAAGAGCUACAGCAACAGCAGCAACAACAACAGCAGCAACAACAACAACAGCAGCAACAACCUCCACAGCAACUUCAACCGAAUCAAAAGCAACAGUUAUUUGUUCAACAAAAUGAUGUGAAUAAUUCAAUAAGCAAUUUAUUGAAACCAUCGAGUAUUAAAACACCGUGUCCAAUUCCCAUAUCAACUACAGGUUCCGUUACUAUAACACCAAUAACAAGUGGAGGUAUUCAAAGAAAAAGGAAAAAUCAAAAUAAUUCACAAACAAAUGUUCCAUUAAUGUCUGAUUCUCAACAUUCUAAACCAAAAGAAAGUUUGAUACAAUCCCAACCUGUUGAUAGUAAUAACGAAAAGAGUGUAGUUACAACAGUACCUCCAAAUGUUGUUAUUGCCACAAGAAUUCAUGUGCCUGAAAAUUUAAUAUGCUUUUGUCAAAAACCUUCUCACUAUUAUACUAGAAAUAUACCUGGAACCGCAUAUUGUUGUGCCAUUGAUAAUAUUGAAGAACAAAAAGUUGGAUGUUGCAAUCAAUUGUCUGGUGAACUAUUGAAUUUACUUAGACCUAGUCAGCGUGUUGGUUAUAUGAUUUUGUGUGACGAUCAUUUAAAACGUUUAAGGGCGCAUAAUUGCUGUGCUAAUUGUGGAAUAUUUUGUACCCAGGGAAGAUUUGUUCUCUGUCAACAAAAACAUUUUUUCCACGCAGAAUGUGCUCAAAAAUUCAUCUUGAAUAGUCCAUACGAUCCAUCAAACACAACGAACUACACUAGUCCAACAUUGGUACUGAAAUGCCCACACUGUGGGCAGGAUACGCCAGAGAAAACAUCAAUUGUUACAAUGAAAUGUCAAACAUUACCAGUAUUUUUACCUAGUCAAAGAGUAUUAAAGUAAAAAUUUAAUUUUUAUUUAGUUAAAUAUGUAAUAAAAACGAAAAUUUCUUAUAAACUUUGUAAGCCGGCAAAAAUGUCUGUAUCAGAUGGUCAACAAUCACAUCAAUUACCUAAAAGAAAAUUACCAGUCUGUGUAGAGCUCGAAAAUUUAAUACCUGAAUCAGUAAUGAAUGUUGUUGUAAGGGAAUCAAAUACGGCACCAACUAACUCAAGUGAAUUCACUUCGCGUGAUAUGUUUUAUGCUGUCAACAAUGACGACUUGGAAAGAGUCGCUGAGAUUUUAGCAUCAGGCUAUGACAUUACUUGUGAAAUGUCAGAAUUAUUAAAUGGUACAUGCUUACAUUUAGUCGCUCAUUUCGGAACAGUUCAAAUGGCAUAUUUAUUGUUGUGCAGAGAAUCAUCUGGUGAAUUUUUGAAUUUGGUUGACAAGGAAUUAAGAACUGCUUUGAUGUGCUCAAUAAUUGGGGAAAAAAUUGAUAUUUUAAAGUUACUUAUACAAUGUGGUGCAAAUUUAACUUUAAAGGGUCCUGAUGGGAUGACAUGUCUUCAUAUCGCGGCUAAAUUGGGAAAUGUUGAAGCGGCACAGUUAAUUGUAGAAAAUCAUAAGAAUAAUACAAGCAUAUGUAAGUUCGAUAAAUUUAUCAAUUCACAAGAUGAUGGUGGUUGGACGGCAAUUGUAUGGGCCGCAGAACUUGGUUUUACUGAAAUUGUUAGUUUAUUAUUAAAUUAUGGCGCCAAUCCUAAUAUAUGUGAUGCAGAAAAUAAUUCAGUUUUGCAUUGGGCAACUUUGUCUAAUCAUGUAGAUACGAUAUCUAUUCUUUUACGUUCGAACAUUGAUUGCAGUAUUCAAAAUAUCACUGGUGAUACUCCACUGCACAUCGCUUGCCGAACAUCAAGUACAAGAGUUUGCCUAAUGCUAAUAGCAAACGGAGCAGACUUAAUGGUUAAAAAUAAAGCUGGUGAAUUGCCUUAUGAUUGCAUAGAUAGCGAAGACAGUCAAUGUGCUAGAGCUGUUGGUUUUAACAUGCAAAUGCGUUCAUUUGGUUCAACAGGAUUGAAAAAUAAAAUUGCAUGCAGUGAUAUUUCAAAUGGACGUGAAAAUAAUCCAAUACAAGUAGUUAAACGUGAUCAUCAUAUAAAAGAUUCAACUUCAGCAUCAUCAUCUGCUAGUGUUUCAACAAACAGUGAAAUAGAUGAGCUACCCUUACCCGAUUUUAAAUAUAUUACAAAAUCAAUUUUAUUACAAAAUUCAAUACAAAUUGAUCAGAGGAUAUCACAAAUGCGUGUAUGCAAUUGCAAUGACAGCUGUAGUACGGAUCAAUGUCAAUGCAGUUUGAUAUCAAUACAAAAUUGGUAUUCACCUGAGGGUAGAUUGAUUGGAGAAUUUAAUUUUGAUGACCCAGCCAUGAUAUUUGAAUGCAAUGAUGUUUGUGGAUGUAAUAAGCUAUCUUGCAAAAAUCGCGUUGUACAAAAUGGAAUAAAAAUUCCUUUACAAGUUUUCGAAUGUGAAGAACGAUCCAAAGGUUGGGGUGUUCGUACUCUUAUUAAUAUACCAAAAGGUUCAUUUAUUGCUGAAUAUAUUGGUGAAAUAUUAACAGAUUUAGAAGCAGAUCGUCGUACAGAUGAUAGUUACUUUUUUGAAUUAGGUGCAUCUGAACAUUGUAUUGAUGCGAAUUUUUAUGGUAAUUUAACACGAUUUUUUAAUCAUUCUUGUUUACCAAAUAUUGUACCCGUACGAGUAUAUUAUGAUCAUCAAGACUAUCGGUUUCCAAAAAUAGCAUUUUUUGCAUCAAAAGACAUAUCAAAUGGUGAAGAAUUAUGUUUCGAUUAUGGUGAUAAAUUUUGGUCCGUUAAACAGAGAUAUUUCACAUGUAAGUGCCUAAAUCCACAAUGCCGAUAUUCAAAAUUAUUAAAAAUUAAUAAACCAACUACGUUUACAUCAACAACUUCACCAUCUGCAUCAUCUAUAUUAGCAUCAUUGACAGCUACAUCAAGAAUACCAGCUGGAACUACAAUUACAACAAUAUCGGCAAAUAAUAAUAUCAUAAAUACUAUAACAAAUGUUAAUAAUAAUGGUGGUAAUUUUAAUAGUCGUAAUAAUAUACCAAAUGUCAGUUUAGUUUUAUAAGUAUAUUAUAUAAUAAUAUUAUAAAAAAAUUUUUUAACAAAAUUGAU
Molecule: messenger RNA, 6343 nt
Organism: Condylostylus longicornis
Lineage: Eukaryota; Metazoa; Arthropoda; Insecta; Diptera; Dolichopodidae
Gene: G9a
Cellular component (GO): nucleus
Molecular function (GO): p53 binding; zinc ion binding; protein-lysine N-methyltransferase activity
Source: RefSeq, a predicted model, not a curated record